UUCGAUUUUCACCCAGCAAUCCUUCCCUCGGUCAAGCCAACCUAAAAGACCUCGGCCAUAGUAUACAUUCUCGAUCCCAAAUUUCUUCAUUUGCAGUACUUAUUCGGUUAUUCCUAAACCCCGAACUCUCUUCAAAAAACCCCUUUUCUGUCUCUCUUCCAUCUCUCCUCCUCAACAGAAACCUUCAAAAUGGAAUAUUUUCUUAUACGAAGAUCAAGUUUACGAUCUGGAAUCAUCCGUCAAAACCCUAAACUCAUUGCUUUCCUCUUCUCUUCAAAACCUUCUUCCCAAAACACUAACAAUAUCCCAUCCAGCCAUCAUAAAACAAGCCAUUCAAGCUUCCAAGAUUCCAUGUUUGGUUCUAGAAAUCUGAAUAUCCAGUUAAAUCAUUCUGGGUAUCCAUCAAUUUUGUGUAAUACUGCUAUAUUAUCAACUGGGUAUGAUCAUGGAAUUGGGUUUGCAAAUGGGGUUCGGUUUUAUGGUUCCCAAGCUGCAGAACUUUGUACUUCUGAUGGACUAACUGUGGAAAGAAUUGUUGCAAAUGGAUGGCCAAUACUUGAUGAGAGUGAAAGUGAUUGGAGAAGUCAUGCUUCUGCUAUUGCUCAGUCAAUUCAUCUUAUUAAAAAACGUUUGAAGUGGAAAACACUGCUGGUGCGCUUGGAUAUGUUGUCCGCUGAGCUGAAUAAACCAAAUCUGUGGGAUGAUCCUGGACACGCAGGGAAGAUAAGUCGUGAGCAUGGUUCACUUAUGGGAAAAGUAAAAGAGGUAAUGGAGUUUGAGCAGGAGUUGAUGGAGCAUAUUGAUAUGCUAAAGCUUGCUCGAGAAGAGAAUGAUUCAGAGUUGGAAUCGGAAACAAUGAAUGCUUUACUUAAUAUGAGAAAAGAUUCAAAGGAGAAAGAGCUGGAAGCUAUGUUAGCCGGUGAACAUGAUCCAUGCUCUUGCUUCAUUGAGGUUCAAGCUGGAGCUGGUGGCACAGAGAGUAUGGAUUGGGCUUCUAUGGUAAUGGCAAUGUACAAAUCUUGGGCUCAACGACGUGGAUAUCGAGUUAGUGUUGUAGAUGAAAUGUCUGGUGAAGUUGCAGGGAUCAAGCGGGCUACAAUCAAGGUAGAUGGUGAAUAUGCAUAUGGAUAUGCAAAAGCGGAAAUUGGGGUACACCGAUUAGUUCGUAUUUCACCAUUUGAUAGUGCAAAGCGUAGACAUACAUCAUUUGCUGCUGUAGCCGUUAUUCCAAUUCUUAAAGAUGUAUCUACACGUGUGCAAAUUAAGGAGUCAGAUCUUCGCAUUGAUCGGUAUCGUUCUGGGGGAGCUGGUGGUCAGUCUGUUAACACCACGGACAGCGCAGUAAGGAUAACUCAUAUCCCUACUGGCAUUACCGCUACUUGUCAAAAUGAAAGAUCACAACAUCAAAACAAGGCUUCAGCAAUGGCAGUUCUCCAAUCUCGAUUAGAUCAGCUUGAGAUGUCUCGCCAGGCUCAAAUGAAUGCUCAGCAUACGGAAUCCCUUAUGGAGAUCAGCUGGGGAAACCAGAUUAGAACAUAUGUUCUUCAUCCCUACCGAAUGGUGAAGGAUCUUCGUACAAAUUAUGAGGUUUCAGAUCCCGAUUCUGUCCUCGAUGGUGACCUUGAUGGAUUUAUACUGAGUUUUUUGUCUCUUUCUUUAGACAAAUGUGAAGAUAAUUUGUGAUAUAAACCACUUGUUGGCAUGCCUGACAAUUAUAUGCUGGUUCAAACCCCAGAAUUGUACCUCCCAUUUUCGUUGAAGGAUUCCUAAUUGUUUUUCUUUAUUUUGUCUUAUGAACAUUAUCUCAGACAUAAAUAUACCAAAAUAGAUUCAUUUUUUGA
Messenger RNA from Amaranthus tricolor (Joseph's coat), 1841 nucleotides. RefSeq names its product peptide chain release factor PrfB2, chloroplastic. The coding region runs from base 190 to 1683 and encodes 497 amino acids. Gene Ontology annotation, molecular function: translation release factor activity, codon specific. The record is from RefSeq and is a predicted model, not a curated record. The transcript is spliced from 7 exons. Gene Ontology annotation, cellular component: cytoplasm. NCBI's taxonomy places the organism in Eukaryota, Viridiplantae, Streptophyta, Magnoliopsida, Caryophyllales, Amaranthaceae. Gene Ontology annotation, biological process: translational termination.